This is a messenger RNA of Mitosporidium daphniae, 834 nucleotides long. RefSeq names its product thioredoxin. Gene Ontology annotation, cellular component: transcription factor TFIIIC complex. The transcript has 2 exons. NCBI's taxonomy places the organism in Eukaryota, Fungi, Microsporidia. The coding region runs from base 1 to 834 and encodes 277 amino acids. Gene Ontology annotation, biological process: transcription initiation at RNA polymerase III promoter. The record is from RefSeq and is a predicted model, not a curated record.
AUGGCCGAUUUCUCAUUUCUACCCAAACUUGACGACUUGGCCGUGAUGGAUGCCCUUGAUGUUCUGAAAAGCGAGCCUCGAACCCUAAAUUUAGACUUUGUCAAAAAACUCUCUGAUUCUCUUCGCAUGAAACUCGGUCAAGACGAGCUGAAAAAGAUUCUCUUUCCACCGCCCUUUUUUACGCUGAGCUCUGUCCCAACUCCCAUUAAAUUUAAUCAAGCGGCUUCGUCUUACCUUAAAAAAGAAAUUUCCCUGAUGUCUCAUAGAAGAAGAGAGCUUCCAUUGGUGGCGUAUUACUAUCCAAAAGGCCCCUGGCGGCAUUGUUGGGUUAGAUAUGGUGUUUCUCCAUGCCUUGACCGCAAUAUGGCAAAAUAUCAAAUCUUCGAAGUACGGUGCUUUACAGGCUCUGGCGAAAAUACCCCAAUUUCUACAAAUAGCCACAUAAUUGAGGCAGACCGCCUUCCCUGUACAAAAGGAAACAUCGUAUUCCAAUUUUGCGAUGUUCUAGAUCCUGCUCUUAGGUUGAUUCUCGAUUCGCCAAAUUCCCUCUUGCCCGAUGGUAGUUCUUGCUGUCCCAAAGACGGCUGGUAUCGACCUGAAUGCAGGCCCAAACUUUUGGCAAUGCUCAAGUUAAAAUGGAGAGUUCAUAUAAAGGAGUAUCCGCUGAGGUCUGGAGGCGGCUCCUUAAGAUUGUCUGCUCAACCGUCCACCAAACCCCCCACGUCUACACUCGCCAAUGAAGAUGAGAAAGACGAUAUUUGGAAUUUUCAAGAGGACGAUUCUGAUUCUUCGUAUUCCAUAUUUGAAGAGGAGGACCAAAACGACGAGUUUUAA